AUGCGCUCCACUGUGGUCGCCCUCACCCAGGCUGCCAUGCACCAUGUAACCACAACUCCCCGUUCCCAUGUUCCCCCACCCACCCCUGCCCCUGAUGCAUAUGGCUACACGCCAAAUGUCAGUCUCUCCCUCCCGCUGGGCAACCCCUGUCUUCCGUCACAGUACCACAGCCUCCAGUCCAGCCCUGUCAUAUCUGUGUCUGUCCCCGAGCCACACGGUUAUGACACCCAGGAUGACAUGAGGGCCGCCGGCUAUUACUCGUCCCCAAGCACCCGCCCAAACGGAGCACCGACCCUGGAGAGCCCUCGUAUCGAGAUCACAGCAUAUGGUCAGUUUCCUGAGGACGCGGUGGAGGAGAGCAGCCUUCCUGUUGCUAAGCGAGUCAACUCCAUAGUGACACUGACCCUUCCCAGUGGAGAAAGUUAUCGCGACCCCAGCUGCCUAAGUCCGGCCAGCAGCAUCUCGUCUCGCAGCUGCCACUCUGACGCUUCCUAUGAAUCCAGCUUCUCCUACAACUAUGACAACUCGCCCCAGAACUCCCCGUGGCAGUCUCCCUCCGUGUCCCCCAAGGGCUCCACCCUCACCCUGCCGGGUGAUGGCUGUGCCUCUGGAGGCUCCCCCUCCACCUCUCCCCGCACAAGUAUAACAGAUGACACCUGGAUGGGUCAGCGUGGCUCCAGACCCAACUCCCCUUGUGGUGCAAAGAGGAAGUACAGCUUGAACGGCAGCAGGGCGCCGCACAAGCCCUACCCCUACUCGCCCAACCACUCCCCUGGACUGUCUCCACAGACCUCCCCUCGCCUCAGUGUCACAGAGGAAACCUGGCUUCCAAACACCAACCAGUACACCAAUUCAGCCAUCCUGGCGGCCAUUAACGCCUUGACCACAGACGGAGUGGUUGACCUCGGGGAGGGGAUCCCCAUGAAGGCCAGGAAAACCAGCCUGGAGCACAGCCCCACGGUCAGCCUGAAGGUGGAGCCAGGGAGCGAGGAGCUGAGUCCGGGACAUCUUUGCGAUGACGAGCACUCGUCCAACCGCAUGUUGUUAAAGAAGGAAAGCUACUGUGGCGGGUUUCUGGACGUGCCACAGCAUCCGUAUUCCUGGUCCAAGCCAAAGCAAUAUGUAAG
Messenger RNA from Paralichthys olivaceus (Japanese flounder), 1127 nucleotides. Lineage: Eukaryota; Metazoa; Chordata; Actinopteri; Pleuronectiformes; Paralichthyidae. The record is from RefSeq and is a predicted model, not a curated record.